CGACUGUCAUCUCCAUUUGCAUUUCAAUUGACAUAAUGCAAAAAAACAGCAUGUUGAGUAAUUAGACAUAAAAUUUUUGCCAUGGAUUUCGCUCGUAAGCAGUUAGAAAAAUACGGUUGGUCUGAAGGUAAAGGUUUGGGUAAAAACGAAGAUGGAAUAUCAGUGGCACUUAAACCAAAACUCAAAUUCGAUAACACAGGUGUAGGUCAUAAUGUAGGGGAACAAUUCACGAAUAAUUGGUGGGAAAAAAUAUUUAAUAACGCAUCUGAUAAUAUAGAUAUCGAAAUUGAUAAUAAAGAAAUUAGAAUGAAGCUCAAGUCUCCUGAUGCAGUAGAGAUUACAACAAAGGGGUAUUCAGUUAGAGACUUCAAAAGGAAUAGUAAUUUGGAGUAUGGUUCGUUUUUAAAAACUUCAAAAUUAUCGGGGAAUAGUAUGGAACACUACGAAGUUCCUAAAUUAAAUGAAAAUAAAAACAGUUUCCAAUCGCUUACGGAUGAAGAAUUAUUUGCAGCUUGUGGUGGAAGAACGGCUCAUAAAGGAGCUCGUCACGGUUUAAAAUUGAGUGGAAAGUUAUCUAGGAUUGAAAAACAGGAAAAGUUACUAUUAAAAAAAAUGAAAAAAAUUUCUCUAUCAGAUAGUAACCAAGAGAAAGUUUGUAUGGAAAAAAAAUUGAAGAAAAUAAAAAAACAAAAAGAACAAAAUCAAGAAAAGUAUACGCCGAUAGUGGAAGAUAGUAUGGAGAGUACUUCAUCUAACGGACUCAUUAAGAAGAAAAAACGAAAGAAUGUGUCUUUCAGUGAGACCGUUACAGUAGCUCCGAUUUAUAACGUGGAAGUUGAUACUAGUUUUGAAAGUGAAGGAGGUUCAACAAGAGACUACAGGAAUGAAACACAAACUGAAGCCGUUGCUAGCGGUUCAGAUGAAGGUAUAGAACAAGAUAUGAAAAAUAACAACAACGAAUACUCAGACAAUCACAGGAGCUUCGAAGUUGGACAAUUCAACAUAAAUGAUCUCUCUAAAGCCGAACGGAAGAAAUUGAAGAAGAAAAGGAAACUAGAAGCCAAACAGAAUACUUCGACUGGUUUAUUUCUACAAAAACUACAUAGUGACGAAUCAGAUACUAAAAACCAAAUGGACGGCUGUGAUGAAGAAGAAAAAUUCGUUAAUAUCAAAAAGAGGAAACAUUCGGUGACAAAAAUGGAUCAACACGACAAACACAAGAAAAAGAAAAACAAGAGGAAGAAACAGAAGAAAAUGGAAAAUAUAUUAUCCAUUAUGAGGUCGAAUAGUACGCAAAAGAUAAAUUCCAUAGUUGAAUCAUUGAAUACUUCAUGUCGCAUAUCUGAUAACGAAUAAUUCAGUUAUUCCAUAUACAGUGUGUCGAAUUUAAAGCGAAGAUAAUCCAAAUUUGAAGCUGUAAAUAUCCAUUCUUAUAUAUCUUGACAUAAAAACAAUAGGGGGGACCACUUUGAGAAUCACUGAUUUAAAUAAUGAUGCAGUUUGAUAAACAUCGGCUCCAAGCGAAAAUUUCUUAGCGUUUUCUUUACAAUUUCCAAUUAUUUACUUGAAAGUUCACAAUAACGAAUAUAAAGUGUAUUUAUAUGAUUAUUUUUUGUAUUUGUGGUGUAUUGAACAUUAAUGAGGAUGAUAAAACAAAAUAUUUAAUAUAGUAGUGAUGAAAAAAUUAUUUUUUCACGACUUAUCAGAGAUUUACCAACAAAUUUUUUUUCCUUACAGCUCUUGAGAACACUAUUUUCUAUUCCUAUGGCUAUUUGCAGAUAGGAAGCAAAAAUAUUCAGUAUACUCAACUUGUUAGCUUUUUGAAACCAAAAAAGUUCCAAAGUAUUAAAAAAUAUAUAAACAAACAACAAAAAUAUUAUUUUAAUCAUAUUUUUUUGAUAUAAUUAAUUGCUAUCUUAUAAAAUUUCAUAUUUGCGAUCGAAUUGAAGUAGUAUGAAUCAUUAAAAAUCACUUUAAAUCAAAAAAAGUUGUUUACCUCUUUUUAGUUGUUAAAAAAACUUAUUUAUUUUGAUAAAAAUCAUUUUAUCCCUCGAUAAAUACAUAUGGCGCUUUUAUAAAUCUUUUUUCAUACGAUUCUCCCUUUAAAAAUCCGUUUUAAGCAUAUUUUUGAAUAAAAUAUAUAAAGAGAUGAACAGCAUCCAUGCUUACAAGUCGGUAGCACAAUGCCAACUGACGUUUGACUUUAAUGGCGGAAUCUGUAGUGCGAGAAUUGCGCAGCCGCAGUGCAUUAUCGCUUUCCGAUGUUUACGUGGCGUCUAUACAGAGUGGAAAAAAACUACUAGCUUAAUUUUAUUUGUGAAAAGUUUAAUUACAUUUUUUAUAAUGAAAAUUUUAACAAAAAUAUUCUAAAUUGUAAAGGUUAAUAAAUAGAAUCAUCUAACUUUGUUAUUACAAAAUUAGAAGCUUCUUAUUUUGGAUAAAAUUUUGACAACUUUGACUGAAAAAAUAUAAAAGUGAUUUCAAUCCAAUUGCUGGUUACAUGACAUAACCUCUUCUUCUCUGAUAAAUUUCGAACGAAUAACAUGGAGAUGUGUUCAUUUUAAAUGCGACAUACUGUAUAUCAUAUAAUAACUGGAAAAAAUAAUAAAAAAAAGUGCAUUUAUUAUAUUGUAUUGGAUGAAAUUUUGCUCGUCUAGGGAAUUUCAAAGUAAACACUUUAAUCAACUUGACGAGUAUAUACAGGAUGGCCCAAUACAAUUUUCUUUACACAUAAACCCACGAGAUGUUUUGUUGGUUGUAUUUCGAAGCAAUUCGGUCAGAAUUUUAAGUUAUAUUUAUACUGAAAACUUAAUACAGAUCUCGGAAGGUUCCUAACAAAAUUAUUGUACCACAAGUAGUCCAAAGCUUUAUUAAUAUCAAUAAAUGUGGCAGUGGAAUGGUUAUUGGUUGAAAAUGAACGAUUUCGACACUUAUUGGUAUCGAUUGGAUGUGAUUAUAUCAGUUUGGUACAUUCUGACGUACCGAACGUAGUCGAAAGCCUUUUGGACAUCCAUGAAUUGGGAGAAUGUGUUGUUUUCGUUUUGUUGUAAAUUAAUUUAACAAAUGUAAAUAGUAUUGUAGUUAUAGAUUUUCUAAUUACACGAAAAGUGUGAAAAUUAUUCAAGAAUUCGUGUUGUGAUUAAAGAAUGCAUCAUGUUUGGGUAAUAAAAUGUUCCCAGGACUUGAUUUUUCGAAAAAAAAAAAUAA
This is a messenger RNA of Diorhabda carinulata, 3207 nucleotides long. Its product is annotated as G patch domain-containing protein 4. Gene Ontology annotation, molecular function: nucleic acid binding. NCBI's taxonomy places the organism in Eukaryota, Metazoa, Arthropoda, Insecta, Coleoptera, Chrysomelidae. Gene Ontology annotation, cellular component: nucleolus. The record is from RefSeq and is a predicted model, not a curated record. The coding region runs from base 82 to 1356 and encodes 424 amino acids. The transcript has 4 exons. Gene Ontology annotation, biological process: regulation of ribosome biogenesis.